Molecule: messenger RNA, 1044 nt
Organism: Oncorhynchus kisutch (coho salmon)
Lineage: Eukaryota; Metazoa; Chordata; Actinopteri; Salmoniformes; Salmonidae
Biological process (GO): response to bacterium
Source: RefSeq, a predicted model, not a curated record
AUGGCGUUGGAGCCAUGGGAGGCUGAGGAUGAUCUUGUGAUCUGGUGCACUCUUGAUGAGGAAGGGAGUAUUCUGCUGAUGAAUGGACUCCAAGCGGGGACCCCUUCUCAGCAAAGCCAGUAUGGGAAGCUUCAUGCCAACACGUCAGACCAACAGCUAAACGGUGAUUAUGAUGCCCUGAAGAUCAGUGACAAGAAGAGGAACAAGCCCAGGAGAUGGAGGAGAGAACAGAGAGAGGAAGAAACCAUCUACUCUGGUACAGCCAAUAACAAGGAGGUAAUCCAACCAGACCCUGUGAUAGUUACACAACUGGGACAAAGUGUAUCUCUCAAUUGCUUUUGUCGAUCUCAGUUGUUCAGAGUCUCUUGGUACAAGCAAACUGUUGAACAGAAGCCUCUUCUCAUGGCAUCAUCAUAUUAUGGGAAUGAAAAGAGAGAAGAGUGAAGAAUGAAGAGAGGAUUUGGGUGCAACCUCCCUAAGAGGAACCUCAGCCUCUCUGAUGCUGGGACUUACUACUGUGCUAUGGCCUCAUGUGGGGAGAUACUAUUUGGGAACCAGGAAAUGCUCAGGGUCAGGGGCAGACAGAGUGGUCAGGCAGGUGUGCUCAGACAGUCUGUGUCUGAGUCAGUCCAGCCAGGAGAUUCUGUGACUCUGAACUGUACAAUACACAAUGAGACCUGUGCAGGAGAACACAGUGUGUAUUGGGUUAGACAUGGCUCAGGAGAAUCCCAUCCAGGAAUCAUUUACACCCAUGGAGACAGGAGUGAUCAGUGUGAGAAGAGCCCUGAGGCUGGGUCUCCUACACAGAGUUGUGUCUACAACCUCCCCAAGAGGAACCUCAGCCUCUCUGAUGCUGGGACUUACUAUUGUGCUGUGGCCUCAUGUGGGGAGAUACUGUUUGGAAACGGGACCAAACUGGAGAUCAAAGAAGGCUGUAGCCCACUCCAACACUCUCCCAGUCAGCAGAGAAAUAACCGUGGCAAGCUUGGACCUCGCAGUGGUGGGAGCUCCCAUCUGGGGCGCAAAAUAGAGGGAGCACUGUAG